CCAGCCUAGAGUUGAAACCACGUCAGCCAACCGCACCACUGUGCAUUGCUAUAUGGAGUUGAUUCUCGUGAGAAUGUCUUUGAGGCAGCUGGGUGGGUUUGCUUGGCCAACUUGGCAGGUUUGGGCUUCGUAGUAGAAUACGAGUCUGGGCGCGUAUUAUGAAUAAGGCACUAUUUCCUCGUUCGUUGAUUUCAUUUUUCUAGAUCCUUCAAAACUAUUGACUUCAUCAUUUGCUUCUUCUCAGUUCUUUUAGCGGCCGGACCGUUCUCUCUUAUGCAAUUAUGCUUAUUCAAUCUCACUUCUCUAUUCUCGUUCUUGUGCUAGGUCUCUUGGAUACUCAGGCUGCAGCGUCUCCACGGCGGAAGAAGGUGAGCUCAGUCACAGGCGGAGGUAUCACUCAAGCGCCGACGGCUCAGCAGCAAACCGCACAGAUCAAAGGCGGUGUGUCAACUGCGACUGAUGGGUCCACGAUCCUCGAUCAGACCGUGACAGUUAAUGGCCUAGACAUGCGCUUCAAAGUCAGCGCUCCUGCAGACCAAUUCACAACUACCUCCGGCGUUGACGGCGGUACGGCAGACCCCGGUACCGCGGGAGCAAUGGGCAUCAAUAUCCUCCUACACGGCGACGGCGGCCAAUCUUUCUUCGACUUUCCAAACCAAGCCGUACAAGCAAACCUCAUGGGUGUCGUCAUGCUAGCCCCAGACCCAAACCUCUUCUGGGGAGGUGGCAGUGGGCUCAAUCGAACUGACGGCGCCGCGCACUCGCAAGCUGUGAAUGACUUGAUCUUGAACGAGCUACCGAACGUGGUUGCAUACAACAAGUCACAGGUCUUCUUUACCGGGGUUUCGGGCGGCUCGCUGCUACUCAGUGGCUUCUUCAUACCGGCACAGAUGACGAACUUCCAGGGCACAGGGGUGCUGUUGAACUGUGGAGGGCUGGAGCUGCAGGUUAACUUUGUGGACGCCGAUGCUGUUAUAUCGAGUACGACGAUUCAUUUCCAGAGUACUCAGGAUGAGUUGGCUUUGCUACAGCCGGCUAUACCGAGCGCAAUUGUGGCGUACGAGAACUUAGCGACUUCAGGGGGCCUGUCGACCGCUCAGAUUAAUGCAUUACAGACCGUGGAUAACUCUCCACAGGGCGGACAUUGCGAAUUUGAUGGGAAAGACUUUGUCAGCGGGGUCCAAGUUAUGGCUGAUGCGUUUUCCAACGUGAUCCAGCCUGGUGGAAAUGGGCAGGUUGAUGGUAUUGGGAAUGUCCUGAAUGGUGUUGUGGGCAAUGAGCAGUUGUCCUUUUCUGGUCAGACCUAGAACGUUCGACUAUGUAUAUGAAAAAAGCGCGUUAUCUUUAACAGCUUUAAAAAUCCAAGGGAUACAGUGUUCAAUCGGGCUACUAUGCCUCUCAAGCAUAGAGGAAACAC
This is a messenger RNA of Mytilinidion resinicola, 1417 nucleotides long. RefSeq lists its product as uncharacterized. The record is from RefSeq and is a predicted model, not a curated record. Lineage: Eukaryota; Fungi; Ascomycota; Dothideomycetes; Mytilinidiales; Mytilinidiaceae. The transcript is spliced from 2 exons. Bases 282 to 1307 code for a protein of 341 amino acids.